Penicillium oxalicum is the source of this 1716-nucleotide messenger RNA. It is a transcript of the gene nop58, whose product is annotated as RNA-processing protein NOP58. The transcript is spliced from 3 exons. The record is from RefSeq and is a predicted model, not a curated record. Gene Ontology annotation, molecular function: snoRNA binding. Bases 1 to 1716 code for a protein of 571 amino acids. NCBI's taxonomy places the organism in Eukaryota, Fungi, Ascomycota, Eurotiomycetes, Eurotiales, Aspergillaceae. Gene Ontology annotation, cellular component: box C/D methylation guide snoRNP complex; small-subunit processome.
AUGUCACUUUUCAUCUUGACCGAAACCAGCGCGGGUUACGCCCUGCUGAAGUCCAAGGACAAGAAGCUCUUCAAGCGCGAAUCUCUCCCGGAGGAUGCCAACACUCCUGAGGGAAUCUCAAACCUCUUCAAAUUGAAGAACUUCAAGAAGUUCGACAGCGCCGCCACUGCCGUUGAGGAGGCUGCUUCCAUCAUUGAGGGAAAGGUCACUCCUCUCCUGACAGAGGUUCUUAAGGAGCUCAAGGAUGAGAAGAAGGCCUCUUUGGCCGUUGCCGACGUCAAGCUCGGAAAUGCCAUCACCAAGGUUCCCGGCCUCUCUCUCGAGCUGAUCGCCGACUCUUCCACCGCUGAUGCCUUCCGUGCCAUUCGUGAGAACCUGAUCACUCUCAUCCCCGGUCUUGCCCCCAGCGACAUGUCCGCUAUGUCUCUUGGUCUGUCCCACUCUCUCGCCCGUCACAAGCUCAAGUUCUCCCCCGACAAGAUCGACACCAUGAUCGUCCAGGCCAUUGGCCUCUUGGAUGAUCUCGACAAGGAGCUCAACACAUACGCUAUGCGCGUGAAGGAGUGGUACGGCUGGCACUUCCCCGAGCUUGCCAAGAUCCUGAACGACAACAUUGCCUACUCCAAGCUCGUUCUGAAGAUGGGUAUGCGUACCAACUGGGAGACGACCGACCUGGCCGAAAUUCUCCCCGAGGAGAUUGAGAGUGCCGUCAAGACUGCCGCUGAUCGGUCUAUGGGUACUGAGAUCAGCGAGCAGGAUCUCGAGAACAUUCAGGCUCUUGCUACUCAAGUUGUUGAGUUUGCCGAAUACCGUCAGCGCCUUGCUAGCUACCUGUCUUCUCGCAUGAACGCCAUCGCUCCUAACCUGACUGCUCUCGUCGGUGACCUUGUUGGUGCCCGUCUGAUCGCCCACGCUGGUAGCCUGACCAGCUUGUCCAAGAGCCCCGCCAGUACCAUCCAGAUUCUCGGUGCCGAGAAGGCCCUUUUCCGUGCCCUGAAGACCAAGCACGAUACCCCCAAGUACGGUCUGAUCUACCACGCGUCUCUGAUCGGUCAGGCCACCGGCCGCAACAAGGGCAAGAUGGCCCGUAUCCUCGCCGCCAAGGCUUCUCUUGGAAUCCGUGUGGACGCCCUCGCUGAGUGGGACGACGAUGUGACCGAGGAGGAGAAGGCUGCUCUCGGUACCGAGGCCCGCUUCAACAUGGAGCGCAAGCUCGCCGCCAUGGAGGGCAAGCCCAUCAAGCCCCGCGGUGUGAACAUUGCACCCAACGGUGCCGCUCAGGCUCAGAAGUUCGACCUGAAGGAGGCCCGCAAGUACAACCCCGAUGCCGAUGCCAUGGAUACCGAGGAGGUCGAGGCUCCCACAUCCGCCAAGAAGUCCAAGAAGGACAAGAAGAAGCUGGUGGAAGAUGUUGAGGAGGACGAGGAGAUGGCUGACGCCGACUCUGAUGACGAGUCCCAAGAUGGCACCGGUGACUCUGAGCUCGAGAAGCUGGCCGCCAAGGCCGGUCUCAGCGUGAAGCGGUACCAGCGCAAGCUCGAGCGCGGCGAGAUCACCUUUGACGCCGCCGGCAACCCAACGGCCGUCAGCAAGAAGGACCUGAAGAAGGCGAAGAAGGAAGCCAAGAAGGCCGAGAAGGAGGACGGCAAGAAGCGCAAGCGUGAUGAUGGUGAUGACAGCGAAAAGAAGAAGAAGAAGAAGAACAAGGGCGAGUAA